Doryrhamphus excisus (bluestripe pipefish) is the source of this 1174-nucleotide messenger RNA. NCBI's taxonomy places the organism in Eukaryota, Metazoa, Chordata, Actinopteri, Syngnathiformes, Syngnathidae. The record is from RefSeq and is a predicted model, not a curated record.
CUCUCGGAGAACUUUGAAGCGUUUCCGGUUAGCUUGGCCGGCUAGCUGCUAACAAAGACACGAAGUGGUCGAGCUAAGCAGAGACCGAGUGUGAGUGUAAAGUGGGAUCGUGUGAAAAUGUGUCAAGUCCAAAUGCUGAGAGCGUUGGUGAAUCAGCGACUAACUGCGGCUGUUGAAGAAAUAUUUGUAGUGUUGGAAAGAACCAUAGCAGAGUACGAGGAGGAACUUUCUCGAACAAAAGAGGAGAACGAGCGACAACGUCAACUACUGGACGCCGUUUUCAGGAAGCAGGAAGUUGUGUUUGCAUUUGCAGAUGCCAGUGAAGAAGAUGGUCUCCCUGAGCAGCAGGAGUGGAGCUCCAGGCUGGUGGCGGAGGAGCCAGAGCCUCCCCUCAUUAAAGAGGAGGAGGGGCAGCCACCGCCCCUGCACCUCAAAGAGGAAGAGCCGGCGCUCCCCCGCAUUAAAGAGGAGGAGGAGGAACACGGCAUCAGUCAAGAGGGAGCAACAGAAGCUGAUGGAGACCACUGUGGAGGAUCACCAGCAGACAAGCUCUUAGCUCCACUAUCAGAUAGUGAGCACACGACGUCACACUCUCCUGACACUGAUGAUGAUGAUGAUGAAGACUCUACAGCUGAUAUGACAUGUCACCCUGACAACACACGCUUGAAAUGCCACCACUGCGACAAGAGCUUCGGCAAGAAGGGAGCUCUUGAAACCCACAUGAGAUACCACACAGGAGAGAGACCCUACGUGUGCUCCGUGUGCGGUAAAGCCUUCACAAUAAAAGGACACUUGAGCAGACACGGAAGAACGCACAGCGGGGAGAAACCGCAUUCCUGCUCAGUUUGCGAGACCAGUUUCAGCGCUCGCUCGGCGUUGGUUCAACACAUGAGGACGCACACCGGAGAGAAACCUCACGCCUGCUUGGUCUGUGGUGAAAAAUUCUCCCAGAAGGGAAAUUUGAGCAGACACACCAGAACACAUAGCCGGGACGGCGUUUUUGGCUGCUCCGUUUGUGGGAAAAGCUUCUCUCAGAAAGGAUAUCUGAAGAUCCACACGAGAACUCACACGGGAGAGAAGCCGUACUCCUGCUCCUUCUGCGACGCCAGCUUUAGCGUCCGCUCGGUCUUGGCCAAACAUGUCAGAAGAAGACACACUAGCCUGCCGUGAGUAG